AUGUCUUCAAAUAGAGUGUUAUCUACAUGGAAGCAAGUGGAGUUAUAUAAGGACUAUCAGAAGAAGCUGAGAGGCCAUGUUGGAGAGAAAAAGGCCAACUACAUAAUAAGUGAGGCUUUGUAUGUUAUAAGCAUGGGAACAAAUGACUUUCUUUCGAACUACUAUCUAAAUCCCAUUGUUCAAGCUAGAUACUCUAUUGACCAGUACCAAAAUUUUAUCAUCGGAAUAAUUGAAAAUUUGCUUAGGGAACUGCAUAAUCUCGGAGCUCGGAAAAUUGCCGUUGUAGGGCUUCCACCGAUGGGGUGUUUGCCAUUGGAGAGAAGUACGAAUAUAUUCAGAUUGAAAGGCGAUACGUGUGUGGAGAAAUACAACAUGGUGGCUAUGAGUUUCAAUUCCCAGCUGAAUACUUUGUUGCAAAAGCUGAACAAGGAAGUUCCUGGUAUUAGGUUGGUGUACGCAAAUUCUUAUGACCUUUUAUGGGACUACAUCCAUGAUCCUGCCAAAUACGGGUUUGAGAAUACAGGAAGGGCAUGUUGUGCCACUGGGAGGUUUGAGUUGAGCUUCUUAUGCAACGAACUCGAUCCAACAACAUGCCAAGAUGCAUCUAAGUUUGUGUUCUGGGAUUCUUUCCAUCCUACUGAGAAAACAAACCGUCUCAUCGCUGAAACUUUGGCUAAAACUGGAUUGAAACAGUUCUUUUGA
This is a messenger RNA of Cornus florida, 702 nucleotides long. Its product is annotated as GDSL esterase/lipase At4g26790-like. Gene Ontology annotation, molecular function: hydrolase activity, acting on ester bonds. The transcript is spliced from 3 exons. Lineage: Eukaryota; Viridiplantae; Streptophyta; Magnoliopsida; Cornales; Cornaceae. The coding region runs from base 1 to 702 and encodes 233 amino acids. The record is from RefSeq and is a predicted model, not a curated record.